Clupea harengus (Atlantic herring) is the source of this 1594-nucleotide messenger RNA. RefSeq names its product ARF like GTPase 14 (gene arl14). Gene Ontology annotation, molecular function: GTP binding; GTPase activity. The record is from RefSeq and is a predicted model, not a curated record. Lineage: Eukaryota; Metazoa; Chordata; Actinopteri; Clupeiformes; Clupeidae.
UUUUUUUCGUUCUUUUGUUCAUCCUUAUUUCUUGUAUUUUUAUAUCCAUUUUUACAACAUUUCAGUUACUUUUAACAUUUAACUUUACAUCCCAGUUUGCUACUAAAUUCACUUGUGUGUUUUAUAAUCAAUGCUAAUGGGAAAAAACAUAAAAGUAUGCUACAGGGCAAAACAAAUAAGGAUGAAACAGAACAAACACAUUUGUAAGAGCGCCUAUUAUGAAUAUAUAUGGGAAAGUAUCUCAUGCUGUAAAAGUAUUAGGCUUUGUCCUUUGCAGACCCACCCAAUUUAUGUCUUCAAUUUGAGUUGAGAUGUUAUCACUUUUCAGUUGUACUUUGACCCCAUAGGCCUACCUUAUCAGUGACUUUUAAGUGAGCUAAAUCAUAACUCACCAAGUAGAAAAAGACCACACACUGAGUAAACACACUCGAAGGCUGAGUAGGAACACAGCUUCAGUGUUAUCGAGAAAGAGUCUCUGCUGUCAAAAAUGGGUCAGAAAAGUUCCAGAAUUCUUGAAGCUCGAGUCUUGCUUUUAGGUCUAGACUCGGCGGGGAAAUCUACCACCCUCUACAAAUUAAAGUACGAUCAACCAUUUUCUACAGUGCCUACCAUUGGAUUCAACGUGGAAAUGAUUGAUACAAAGAAAAAUAGGAGAAAAUUGGCCUUAACGGUGUGGGACAUUGGCGGACAAAAAACUAUGAGGCCUCACUGGAAAAAAUUCUACCAGGACACCGCGGGAUUAAUCUUUGUUGUUGAUUGCUCUGAUAGGGAGCGCUUGAAUGAGGCACGCAAGGAGUUUGAGCACAUUCUUAGAAGUGAACAGCUAAGGGGACUUCCUGUUGUGAUUUUUGCCAAUAAACAGGAUAUUCCUGGAUCUAUGACAGUAGGAGAGAUCACUGAGAAGUUCAAUAUGGUUAAGAUUUGCAGCGACCGAGACUGGUAUGUUCAGUAUUGCUCAAGUUCUACCGGAGCCGGAUUGGAAGAGGGAUUCCGAAAAAUGGCGCAUCUUGUGAAACUUUCAUCGGCGGACACCAUGAAGAACACAGUUAAAUAUUUGAGCUCCAAGUCGAUCAAACCAUUUAAGUCAUAGCUUAGUGGUUAUUGUGGCACUCAAAACUGUACCCAGGAUGUACGCAUGUAUGUAUGAUUAUAAUUUACAUUGGUAGCAGGUCAACAAACGUACUUAUGUGUGUUCAUCUCAAGACUCGAAAUAAUUCAAACCAAACUUUUGUUCCAAUACAGUGCAGUUUAGAGACCAUCCUGCAAUACUGCAUGGUUGGUGUUUAGGAUGUCCUGCAGCACUUACCAACUCUUUUUCCCCAUUCUGAGAGAUUUAAUGGAGGCCAGAGUUGGCCCCUAUUACCACAGUAGUGUAUUUACAUCAAAUAGAAUGAUAUUCAGACUAAGGACUAAGUUGUACAGUUCUGAGUCACAGCAGACAAAUACUAGAUGUUGUAAACAUUGUCUUAGCCCUUUGGCCCUGUGCUCUAUCUGAAGUCAAAUGUAACAGGUGUUUUUCUAAAAAAAAUGUAUUCUGGAGCUGUAAUAUACAAGCCUACAAGUCAUUAAUUAAAAUAAAAUUAAUGAAAAAGCA